This is a messenger RNA of Cryphonectria parasitica EP155, 987 nucleotides long. RefSeq lists its product as uncharacterized. The transcript is spliced from 2 exons. The record is from RefSeq and is a predicted model, not a curated record. Lineage: Eukaryota; Fungi; Ascomycota; Sordariomycetes; Diaporthales; Cryphonectriaceae. The coding region runs from base 1 to 987 and encodes 328 amino acids.
AUGUCCCUCAAGCGAAGCCGAGAAGGCUCUGAGCCGCCCAAGAAGCGGCAAAAGACCUCUGGGCCCGAUAUGAUGCCCACCCCGGAGUCAGAAUGUCUCGACUUCCCAGAGGCAUCUGACCGCCACUCGCCAGCUCUGUCGCUCCACCCAGAAGCUGCUUCCAGCGACUCUGGGUGCCUGUUCGAAACGAGCCGGUCCAGGGACGUCUCGUUUCCGGUCGAUGGUCCUCUCGCUCCUCUGAGGAUGAGCCUUACGGUCUCGGAAGACCCGUUGGGAUAUGGGAGCCGCUUGAAUUACCGCGGAGACCUAUAUCUCACGCUGCCUCAGGGAGAGUUCCAGAUCGGCCAUAUCAAUGGCUGGCUGCUGAGGAAAUCCGCGCCAUCCCAGCAAGGCCGGAGCUCUCCCCUCUGGGUCGCCGAGUGGUUGCAGGGCUCCAUGUCCAAGUACAAAGACGAGGAUAAGGACAUGGCGCAAGCCUUGCGAUCGCUGUAUGGGAAGCAAGGACAGCCUCAGAAGCUUGAGGUCCCGGGUCCCAGCCAUGAAGACGAUAUUGUCUUCAUUGAAAUGAUUCAUAUCGAUGAGAAGAAUGAAGCCACCGGGAUCAAGUUCGCUGGCAACAAGCUUCUCAAGCACGCGUUCAGUCUUUACUACGCGUGCAUUGCUGAUUGGCGCAUCUCGGAGAAGUACCGGCCCAAGGCACAUUUGGUGUUCAUUCUUGAGCCGGCACUGCCCCAAGAUGAUGACAUUGCCGCGAUCUGGUUCAGAGGUCAAGGCAAGCCCAGUGGAAGCAAAGCCAUGGACGUCCUGGAGAGGCAGGUCGCCGACACGUUGAGAAUGGUAUACUCUUCAGCGUCCAUCGGAUACAGAGUGCUCGUCGAAGAUGCCCUGGUUCGGUGUCCAGGCGGAGCAACGGUCCACACCAUCAUGGGCCUUCAACUCUCCGUGGAGGCGAUGCGAAACCACCUCUCAAGAUCACGGGCGGUGUGA